Molecule: messenger RNA, 2261 nt
Organism: Lasiosphaeria miniovina
Lineage: Eukaryota; Fungi; Ascomycota; Sordariomycetes; Sordariales; Lasiosphaeriaceae
Exons: 2
Coding region: 308-2083 (591 amino acids)
Source: RefSeq, a predicted model, not a curated record
AGCGCAGAGUACGGUCACCAACAUCGCUAUUCCAACACUAGGAAUAAUUAGUCCCAAUAUUAGCCCCUACUUUAUCUUAAGAAUACUGCACAAUGAAAGAAUGUAUGAGUAAACGCCACUUAUUCGUGUUAUCAAAGUCUUUCGCUUAUCAGUCUGCUUUGUUUCGUGACAGCGUCCGUUCGGGCCCAUCCGAAGUGAUGCGCUUGCCACGGAUGAUGGCCACGGAUGAUGGCCGGGGCCGCGACUUGGCGAGUAUGGCUACUAGAGAUGUUGCCGCCUUUGAUUCGCGGUGUCUGGUAAAUUUUUGAUGCAAAGGGGCCCUACUGCUGCCUGCAAAUGUUGGAAUGUGCUCAAAGACUGCGAUUGGAUGCCUGUUCCGGCCACCGUUGCACCACCUUUCCAAUGCAAUGUUGCCGGUCAGCUAUUGGGCGCACGCAAACGCACUGACACGCACUUGCAGCAGGCAGCACUUUUAGGCAUCAAUCAAGCCGCCUCACCUCGCCGGCGGCGUGGUCAAAGACACGAGACCACCCUUCCCAAAACAUUUCUUUACUGCCCGCAACUAUACCUCCAAAGGCACCCAUUGGUCAUUCGCUCUCCCAACAAACCUAGCGUUGGUUUCCCCAAGGUCUACAACGACACAUACUACCAGGUACCGUCGGGGAAAAUGGCACCGAAAAACAGCACCAUGGCAGAGAGGGCUCCCACGGCCGCUGAGACAAAGGAGGAUGCUUGCUUCGGUAAAUCACCUUUUACUUCAACGUCUAUGGUUACACUCCGUUUCAAACAAGGCGACCUCCUGAACGUCCACCCGGCCAUCCUCUACCGAAAUCCGAAGCUAGCUCUGCUCGAUACUUCAAAGCAGAACAGCUGGUCAUUCCCUAAACCUCCAUCCCUAAGCCACAUCUCGCGCGGCGCAGGCCACGUUCUCGUCCACUACCUCUAUACCGACUCCUACCGGACGCUGGAUUGGACGGGCCCUACAACUGUUCACGACGAGGCGAUUGCCAAGCUCAGGACGGGCUUCGAAGUCUACGCCACCGCACGCCAGUUCGAGCUCGAUCGGCUGGAAGAGCUCGCCAAGGAGCAGAUCUCGCUCCUCAGCAAGGAGGUCGACCCCUUUACCAUCCUCAACGUGGUUAGCGAGGCGUACCCCACGUCGACCAACAAGGACACAUGGUUUCCGACUUACAUGAAGGCGGUUGUCAAGACGGCAUUCGAGGGCUCAGAGGCACUUCCAAAGUCCGAAGCAUCCGAAAACGAGCGCGAAGACGGUAUUCCCACUGCAAGAAUCCUCCUUAGGGGCGCUGUAGAGAUCUAUCGCGAGAUGGUGGAAGCGCUAGCCGUCAAGAACAUGCCCGUCACGCUGGAGAAACCUGUACCGGUGCCCCCCCGGGAUGAAGAAAACACGUGGGGUCUCGAAACGGCCAACAAGGACAAGAAGGCGAGGUAUGCCAUGGAACCGGAGCCCGAGCCGUAUGCCGGACCAGCUCCAGAAGCUGAACCCGAGCCAGAGGUCGGACCCGUGCCGGACGACGGACAUGCGUUAAUACCAGAGCCCUCCCAGCAGGAGGAUAUUGUGUGGGACUUUACAACAGCCAAGAAGAGCAAGAAGGACAAGAAGGACAAGAAGAAGAAGAGCAAGAAGGGCGCUGUCGAAUCCGAACCCGAGCCCGAACCCGCGCCCGUACCCGAGCCGACGGCCGAGAAGGAGGACAACACAACCGCCAGCAGCACAGCCGCCAGCAACACAACCGGCGCCUGGAGCAUUUUCGGGGUCAGCAGGAGCACGACAACUGGUACCCCAUUCGGCGGCACGACGAAUGCCGCGGCUGUUGGCGGCCCCCCCGGCACCGCCUCCCCCGCGUUCACCCCGACGACAGAUAAGGAAGUUGGCGAUCCGUACCACAGCAUCAGUUUCCAAAACAACCUGUUCAUGGACGCAUAUAAGGGGUGGUCCGGCGAGGAACUCCGCUUGGCAGAUUACAGCCAGGGCCACAAGCAAGGAAGCAGCGCAGGCGGUGGAACAGGCGCAUCUGGGGCGUCCCUGUUUGGGAAAACUGGAUUCGGAUCGAGCAAGUAGAGGGCAGGGCUCGUGCUAGCGCGAGAGUUGUAGCGGUAUGCUGGUGGUAGCUGGUGGUAGUAGAUAGGGAAAGUAGCGGAGCAGGAUUUCAUGUAAGUGCAUGGUGGCUUGCGCAGGGUGGCUUGCGCAGGGGUCAAAAGUCGGGUAAUCCUCAACGGGAUAUUUCCGCUGCCACGAG